Molecule: messenger RNA, 1245 nt
Organism: Lizanozyma spartinae
Lineage: Eukaryota; Fungi; Ascomycota; Pichiomycetes; Serinales; Debaryomycetaceae
Gene: NOP13
Product: Nop13p
Exons: 1
Coding region: 1-1245 (414 amino acids)
Molecular function (GO): RNA binding
Source: RefSeq, a predicted model, not a curated record
AUGGGUGAGAAAGAGUCUAAAAAGGAGAAGAGAGAGAGAAAGAAGUUGAAGAAGGAAACAAAGAAAAGCAAAGAGGAAGAAGAAAUUGAAGAGCAAGUAGAAGCAACAGAAGUGACAGAAGCUACAGACUUUGCUGAAGAUGAUUUAGACACAACUUCAGAUAACCAAGAGUCACAUCAUAAAACAAAAUUUGAAGAAAUAACUGUUGAAUUGACAGCAGGUACACCCUUGUCUAAGAAACAACAACGGUUAUUGAAAAAAGGUAAGAUAGAUUUAGAAAAGCUUUCUAAGAAACAUCCAGCACCCAAGCCACUUACAGAAGACGGGAAGGAAGAGUCAGAAUCUGCACCCAAGAGGUCUCCUUAUGGUGUGUGGAUAGGUAACUUGUCAUAUGAUACUACUAAGGAAGAUUUGGAACGGUUCAUCACAUUGAAGACUAGCGAUUUCAAAGAUGAAUUAGUUCCUGUGGAAUUGUCCGAUAUUUCCAGAGUCAAUUUACCCAAAAAGAAUGGGAAAUCUAAAGGGUUUGCUUAUAUUGAUUUGCCUUCUGUGUUACACGUUCAAAGUGUGGUUAAAUUGAGUGAAGAACAAUUGAAUGGUCGGAAAGUUUUAAUUAAAGAUAGUACUAGUUUUGAAGGCAGACCUGAAACCGCCACGGGUACACCAACUACUGAUGCAGGGAAACCUUUAUCUAAAAACCCUCCUAGUCGUAUUCUUUUUGUGGGUAACUUGUCUUUUGAUACUACCAGUGACUUGCUUGAAGAGCACUUUAGACAUUGCGGAGAGAUUGUUAAGAUACGAAUGGCCACUUUUGAAGAUUCCGGGAAAUGUAAAGGAUUUGCAUUUGUUGAUUUCAAAGAUGUUAAUGGUCCUACUACUGCAUUGAAAUCAAAGUUAGCCAAGAAGUUGAUAAAUAGACCUUUACGUUUGGAGUAUGGUGAAGAUAGAUCUAAGAGAACUCCUAACCGUCCCAAGGUAAAUGAUGACGAAGGUAAUGGAGAUAGUAGUGGAUCAAGAGAUGGUGGUGGAUUUAGAGCUAAGGAAAGACCAAGUGUUACAGACAAUUCACAUUCUCAAGAGGAUUUCACAAGACCUACGCCAAAGCCAAUGAUUAAGAAAAGAAAGUUCGAGGGAUACAGUAAUGAUUCAGAUAAAAGAGUUAAGUCAAGUAUUGCAUUGGCUACAGCCCAAAGAGCCAGUGCAGCUAUUGUUCCUUCUCAAGGUAAGAAGAUUAAAUUUGAUUAA